Molecule: messenger RNA, 1212 nt
Organism: Saitoella complicata NRRL Y-17804
Lineage: Eukaryota; Fungi; Ascomycota; Saitoellomycetes; Saitoellales; Saitoellaceae
Exons: 3
Coding region: 1-1212 (403 amino acids)
Source: RefSeq, a predicted model, not a curated record
AUGACUGUCACGAGCUCGCCUGCGGGACCAACCACUGGUACGGGGGCUUCACCAGCACCUCCACCUCUCUUGGAAGCAUAUUCGUUUGCCAGGAGGCCGAAUCGAUGUACGAAUCUCCACCAGAGCACCACAAUUGAAUCAUCCCCGGUAACUCCGGCUACUUCGGAUCGACCCGAGUUUUCCUUCCUUAACUCUGGCAGUUUUGGCAGUCCAACGAGGUUCCGAUCAAUGGACCUUGAUGAUGAUUCCGAAGAAGAUUCGGAGUCCGACGAAGAGGAAGAUCAUGAUCCUGCAGCACAGGGCAACGUACCUGCUGAAAUGCGAGUCAGAUCAAAGAGCUUCUCAAGUCAGAAGGGAGAGAGUCCGCGAGUAGAUCGGGAGAAGUUAAGGGGGCUGGUAAGCGGAAAUGGCACACCGGUCAAGAUCGAAAAGAGUGUGCCGUACAGCGUGCGAAGUGAACCUCUACAGAGAGUGUUCAUGAGGCGGUCUAAUCUGCUGCCCAAACCAAAGUCUCUCAGCCGAGUUGCAGCGUCACUUGCUGAUGAAACCCAUCCCUUUGACUUCGAGGUCAAACGUGAGGCAGCGCUCACAAACAUGCUCAGCAAAGAGCCCACCACGGACAGUGAAGUCUCCGUCGACCCUGUCGACGAACUCUUAGAUGCCGAAAGCUGGUCCAUGAGAGAUCAUGACUCAGCUUCAUUAUCAGCUUCCGGUUCUGUUAGGGACAAGGGGCACAGGAGCGAGAUGGAUGAUGAGAGUAUGGCCGAUGAUAUUCCAACACCGUCCAACACGGAGAGUUCAUGUGGUACACCGUCGGAAAAUCCGAACAAUCGCCCAACAACACCGUCCUUCCCAUGGGCUCAACCACUGCCCGCAAUGUCAACAACCUCGACUCCUAUCAAUUUCUCCCGCCAACAGUCAGAAAAUAUCCCUAUGGUCAACAGUGGACCUCUCGCCUCCUCACCAGCUAGCUCCGGAACUUUCUUCCCACCAUCGUUACCUCGCAGGAAGAGAAAGAGCAUGCACGAAGAUACGAGGUUCGAACCGUAUGGGAACAUGAAGAGACGCGCGGUCUCGCCUGGUUUGAACGGAAGUGGUUCCAGUGGGCCGGGAGGACCAAUCAAAGCGGAGAGCCCGGUGCAGAAGAAGACGCAGCCGGUCGGAGGAAUCGGAGAUACCAAUGAAGGGAUCAUGAGAAUGAGCCUCUUCUAG